Choloepus didactylus (southern two-toed sloth) is the source of this 4647-nucleotide messenger RNA. RefSeq names its product ectodysplasin A (gene EDA). Gene Ontology annotation, biological process: immune response; animal organ development. NCBI's taxonomy places the organism in Eukaryota, Metazoa, Chordata, Mammalia, Pilosa, Megalonychidae. The coding region runs from base 1 to 717 and encodes 238 amino acids. The record is from RefSeq and is a predicted model, not a curated record. Gene Ontology annotation, cellular component: membrane. Gene Ontology annotation, molecular function: tumor necrosis factor receptor binding; death receptor agonist activity; death receptor binding. The transcript has 6 exons.
AUGCCCCAUCCUGUGUGUCUACCCCAUCCAGAGACUAAUGAGGGGAAAGUGGACCUGACUGCUGGGGGAAAGAAGGCAGGGCCUCCUGGGCCCAAUGGCCCUCCAGGACCUCCAGGACCUCCAGGGCCCCAGGGACCCCCAGGGAUUCCAGGAAUUCCUGGAAUUCCAGGAACAACUGUUAUGGGACCACCUGGCCCUCCAGGUCCUCCAGGUCCUCAAGGACCCCCUGGCCUCCAGGGACCUUCUGGUGCUGCUGAUAAAGCCGGAACUCGAGAAAAUCAGCCAGCUGUGGUGCAUCUACAGGGCCAAGGGUCAGCAAUUCAAGUCAAGAAUGAUCUUUCAGGUGGAGUACUCAAUGACUGGUCUCGCAUCACUAUGAACCCCAAAGUGUUUAAACUACAUCCCCGCAGCGGGGAGCUGGAGGUACUGGUGGACGGCACCUACUUCAUCUAUAGUCAGGUAGAAGUGUACUACAUCAACUUCACUGACUUUGCCAGCUACGAGGUGGUGGUGGACGAGAAGCCCUUCCUGCAGUGCACUCGUAGCAUCGAGACAGGCAAGACGAACUACAACACUUGUUAUACCGCUGGUGUCUGCCUUCUCAAAGCCCGGCAGAAGAUUGCAGUGAAGAUGGUGCACGCCGACAUCUCUAUCAAUAUGAGCAAGCACACCACUUUCUUUGGGGCCAUCAGGCUGGGUGAGGCCCCGGCAUCCUAGAUUCCCCCUGUUCUGCCCCCAUCAAUGCCUCUGCCCCAGGUUUGGGAGCUGAGACUCCCAGAGCCUCUAAGUGCUGCUGUUGAGUGAGGUAUAAUGAUGUUGCAGCCUCAGAGAGAAAUGCCCCAGUGCUAUUUAUUCCCCAGUGACUUCAGGAUAACAAGCUUGACUUUCCAGAAUGACCUUGAGUUAGCAGGACAGUUGAUGGAGCCCCAGGGUUUGCAUGAAACAGAACCACUUUCUUUGGUUCCAUGUGGACUGGCUUAUCACAUGACUCUUCAACCCCAAGGUCCCUGUUGUCCAAUUUAUAGCUUAUUGCACUAAAAUAGAGGGUUCAGGGCAGCAGGCAAGAGAAAACCAAGGUGCACUCCAGACUCUGGGGGUGACCAUCUGACCUGAAGGGGGCUGCUGCGUCAGGGGCACACCUGUAGCAAGCAGAAGUAUGAGCAUCUCUGGCUCCUAUCUUGGGGGGCAGGGGCCAUGAGGGGAGUGUUGUGGCCUGAGGAGGACUGGGAGGAAAAAUGCAAGUGCUUGUGGCAGAUACCAGGGGAGAAACUGCCAAGCGGUGCAUCCUCAGCAGUGGAAGCAUUCCUGCUGCUCCGAGUUACAGCCUGCAAGAAAGUCAGAUGGCCCUUCCCACUCAGGCUGAGAGCCACAUUUACAGGCAGCUUUCUGGGCUUUGGAGACAGGGGGUUUGGUCUUCCUCUUAAUGAUUGCAGGGAACAGCCACAAACAUGCCUGCAUCAGAACCGGAAUCCAUACUUGGACCCACGUGCCUUUCACUUUGUUUACAGCUGUGCUCCAUGCUCAGAAAAGUACCUAGGGCCCCUCCCAUUUGUCUCACUUCCCAGCUUGUCUAGAAAUUUUGUCUUCUUUCCCUCAGAGUCUACCUCUGUCUGAGACAGGUGCCCAACCUGGGACCUGUGCUUCUGUGAGUCUGGGAUACUCUUUAGCUUACCUGGGCACAAAGAGAGUGUCCCAUUUAUUAAGCAACAUGAAUAUUAUUCAUUUAGUUGGGUUGUAUCUGGGGCAAAGGGUUAGGUUGGAUGACCUCCAAAAGUCCCUUUAAGUUCUAGUAUUUGAGACUCUUAAUAGGCAGUUACCAUAAUAACCUAAUAAAAUUCCCAAACCCUACACUGUUCCUUGGUAUCAGCAAGGCAGAGCUUUUCUACCUGUCCUAGAAAGGGCAAGAGAUGUGAGAUAGGUCCAGAGGUUCUCUUGUCAAGUUUGUUGCAACCCAAGUGGUCAUUAGCUCAGGCCUUAUCUGAAAGGACAGCAGCCGAUACCCUUUCUUUCCCCUGGCUACAGAAAGUCACCACAGAGCAUAGCCCCCAUAGAUUCCAGGGCUGCUCACCUGGAAUCCAUGCUCAGAUGAAACCAGCAUCUAGGCAUUGGGCAGGGCUUUGCCCCCUCGUUCAGGUCCAAAGGCACCUUCCCCCCUACUCCAAGCUUUCCACCAGAUGAUAAGGUGGGACCACUCAAGGACCUUGUUUUUUAAUUGGGUCCUUAAGGCUAUUCUUCUGCCUGGGUCCAGCCUGGCUUCCAGGUUCUAGGUCCAGUCCAAAGCCGGGGGGACCAACCUUGGACCUUCUGCUGCUCUUGCCCUAAAGCAUAUUUCCUUUUGAGGAGAUGGGGGAUAAGUUCCUUCAGGCAGCUGAAAUCCUCCAAGAACUACAGGUACUUUUUUCUCAGCUGUGCCUUCCCUUUCUAAGCAACUGCACUGCUUGGCCCUUCAAGGGUCAGGGCAAGAGGUGUUGAGAUAUGCCUCUGUUGACUGGUUGCUAAUGACAGCCUUACAACCCAAGGUGAGGCAACCUUUAGGCAUAUAUCUGGCCCCAACUCCUAGAAAGCACCUUGAGCAGUCCUCAGUUGUAUCAGGAAUUGAUGAGAACUUCUCCUUAAAGUUUAUAAAGUACUUUCUCUUUUAUUAUAUCAGUUGAGGAAAGGAGGGCAGAUAAUAUCCCAAAUCCCAUUGUUUUAGAUGAGGCUCAGAGGGAUUAAAUGAUUUGACCAAGAUCUCACCCAGUUUAAGUCAAGACCUGGGUCUUCGACCAGGUCUGACUCCAAAAUUAGUGCUACUCCACAACACCGCAGCAUUGUAUUGAAUUUGGGGUCUAGAUAGAACCAAUGAAAGUAGUAAUGCAGAGCCAAAAUCUCUUAGGAUCCUAUGGAGAAACCCAGAGAUGCCCAUUUUUAUUUUAUCCUUGAUGGUCAUGCCUGUGCUCUUGGUUGCCAAGGACCUCUGUGGCAGAAAAGCCAGACACUUAUUAGGGAAAUGGCCAUCAGCCUUUGAGCUUUAUGUUAAGGAACUUCCUGGCCUCACUUCCAAGCAGAGGUUUCCAGUACCCACAAAAGAGAUGACCCACAUGUUCUUUCAUCCAUCAAGUGAACCAACCAUCCCUUAUGUAUGGAGUCCCUACUGUGGCUAAGGUCCUCCUUUGGUUACCCUUCAGACAGGUUACAAGAGCUGGUCCACUUCACACAGCUACUAGUUGCCUCCUUAUCUCUUUCUGCCAUACCACAGAGACCUUGUCCUACUGGCAGCUCAGAGAUGGAGGGAAGACCUGAGAGAAGGCCAGUUCUAAAGCCAAAAGAGUGAGAGAAGGGAGAAGGAAAGGCCUUCCAAAUUGUGCCUGUAAAGGACAUAGUGACACCCCAUCCUAUUCUCCAGAAGUGGAGGGGAAUUGGGGGGAAUAGGAUCCCCACACCAUCCUUUAUUCAUUAUGAACUCACAAAAGGAACCCCAGAGGGAAGGGGGUGAUGAUAGAAGCAGUAGGUAGCCAGGGAGCCCUGUUGCUGCAGUUAUUGGCAAAGUGGUGAAGCAAUUUACUGAUAAGAGAAUGGGAAAUAGCUUUACAGUUUGGAAUAAUGCCAAUGUGAGUUUACCAGAGGGCCAAGGCUAGCACAGAGAAUGGGAUGAUGACGUUUGUGAGCAAACAAAUGAUAGAAGUUUCAAGGAGAAUUGCAUGGCAGAGACCUUUGCCAGCUUCUGGACUUCAACUGCCAGAUGUUGGGGGCUGCUCAGCUCCAUGGUUCCCUGGAAAAUGUAGUAUUUGCCUCAUUUCCCCCUUUUCAUCCAUCCUGAGCCAAAUUUAUUUUCCUGAACAGGAAAGGGCUAGAAACCCCGAAGGUGAACAAAGACUGAUCCACCAGUGAGUAUGUGUGUUUUAUGUAACUUCUGGUGGAUGCAAAUAGAUUCAGAGAAAUUUAGAGCUAGAAUGGCCCUUAGAGAGAAUCUAGCCAAACCUACAUUCUACCCUAUGUUACUCAUGUGGAAACUGAGGCCCAGGGAGGGAAAGUGACCUGCCCAAGGUGGUAAACAUGCUGAGACUAGAGCCCCCACCUCCUGAAUCAGCAGAGUGAAGGGUAAGACAGUCGCUGCCCCACACAGGCCCCCUUCUUUCUGCUACCCACAGACUCGAGCUGGAAGGGCUUGGCCCCCUUCAGGAGCCUGGUGGGGCAGACAAGAGAGUAGCCACAGCCUUCAUCAGAAUUCUUCCUGAAGGCUUUUGGUUGGCCCUGUACCAGGAAGUCCUCAGACCACCCUGGUGCUGCCUCAGGUGCCAUUCCUGCCUAGAGGCUCGCCUAAGCCAUGUAAGCACAAAGAAAGAAGCUUUGAAUCCAUUUCACAGCUCUCUCCAGGAAGGGUUGGGGUGUGCCAUUUCUUGAUUCAAGAAGCUUCCUGCUGGGAUGGAGAAAUGGCUUUGUUGUGAGAAUUGCCUGGAGCAGGCCCAAUGCUGCUUUGGGGGUCAGUAUCCAGUGUGAGAUACUGUGUAUAUAAACUAUACAUAAUGUAUAUAAACUGGGAUGUAAGUUUGUGUAAAUUAAUCAUUUGUUCUUUGCAAAUAAAGCUCUUUUUUUCCCUCUCUCGAAACCACUUUGAGCACUUCCUAUAUGUUAGGUGUUUCUUUGCAAGUGACUCCACACGUGAGC